UAUACGUAUUUGACUUUGUUGUAUUGUUUCAGAGUGUACAUUAUGGCUAAGAACACAUUAAGUAGUGAAUUUCGUAACAUUGAUGUGGACCAGUACAAUGAAGACAAUUACAAAGAUGAUGAUGGGGAGCCCCAAAGUCCACCCAUAGGAAUAGAUGAAGCUACUAUAGUAUCACACAUGAAUGCAGGGAAUCAUGCAGAUGCACUCAAGCUUCUCUUAACAAAUGCACCAGUGGCCUCCAAAGGAAAGAACGAACAGGUUAAGGACAUGGCUCUAAAUUUGGUUCUAAAGGUAUUGUUAUCAGUUAACAAGUCCCAGAUGGAUCAGAUCAUUGCUGCCCUUGACAAGACGCACCUUGAUGUCCUCAUGAAGUAUAUAUACCGGGGAUUCGAACGGCCAUCUGAGGGAUCGUCAGCAAUUCUUCUAGUCUGGCAUGAAAAAGUCUACAAUGUAGGAGGUGUUGGGUGCAUUGUGCGAGUUCUGACCGACAGAAAGAGGGUCUGAGAUAAGGUUUAAUUCUAUAAACCUUAAAGUUUUGACUUGACUGUAAUCGAAUCUUUUCUCUGCAUGGAAUGCAAUUCCUGUUGAGUGAUUCCUUGAUAAUUUUGAGGUCCAUAUUAUUAUUAUUAUUGAUUUUUUUUAUACAGUUGUUAGAUUUGUAGUUCUCAUGAGUUGAUUCUGCAUUUUUGGUUGCCCUGAAAAACAUGUUGAUGAAAAGUGGUUGCAUUUAAUACUUUGUUGUACACAAUUUUUUGUUCUCCUGAGUUAUUGAACUGUGCAUAUAUGUGACUACCAAAGAUAUCCGGUAAGUAAUAAUUUACAGACAUUAUUAUAUUUUAAAGUUGAUUAUGUAUUGGUAUUAUAAAGGGAUGUUUUUAUUU
Macrobrachium nipponense is the source of this 881-nucleotide messenger RNA. RefSeq names its product actin-related protein 2/3 complex subunit 5-C-like (gene Arpc5). The record is from RefSeq and is a predicted model, not a curated record. Gene Ontology annotation, molecular function: actin filament binding. NCBI's taxonomy places the organism in Eukaryota, Metazoa, Arthropoda, Malacostraca, Decapoda, Palaemonidae. Gene Ontology annotation, biological process: Arp2/3 complex-mediated actin nucleation; cell migration; regulation of actin filament polymerization. The transcript is spliced from 3 exons. The coding region runs from base 43 to 504 and encodes 153 amino acids. Gene Ontology annotation, cellular component: actin cytoskeleton; cytoplasm; Arp2/3 protein complex.